ACUACCACUCUAGCUUACCACGCCAUAAAAUCCCUCGCUGCUCGUUACUUGUUCGUUAAUAUCAAGUUAUAUGUGCUUCGCAGGCCGCCGGCAACCCUACAAUUCAUUCUUCAUAUAUCCAAACAAAUUUUAUACUUGUACAUCUAUUUCUCUCCAGCUUCGCAAAACUCAACUUUCAGUGUUACAAGCUCAUAUGAAUCGCCUUGGAUCACAAGGUGUUUGUGUUGCGAUAGUGAUAUCAGAGAUGCAUUAAGGCUGCUUAUUAGUAAUUUUUGUAUGCUACACAAAUGGGGCAUGAUUUGAUUAGUUCUCGACAGAGAUAUGAGCACAAUUUUGUUGAUAGUGUAUGAUAGAUUAGGAGCGAAGGUGAUUAAUCAGUUUACGGAAGUAUACUGUUAUAUCUGAGACGGAAAAUUUGAGAAUCUGUAACGUUGGGAGACUGCUAUGGAAGGUAGAACAAGUAUUAAAAAAGUGCUACAUUAUAAAAUGACAAAGUGGUUCGUUGGUGCUCUGAUUGGGUUGGUUAUAAUCGUGUUCGUUUUGAGUGAUGAAGUGAUUUAUAGUCGGAAUGAGAAAGGUCCUCUUUUUAGGCACACCCUCCUGAAUAUAUCUGAUAUGCAUAGUUUGCUGAAAACUGAGGCUCCGCCAGAUGUUCCAAGCCCACAAGCCACGCACCAAGUAGGUUCUGCUGAUAUUGUUACUUCUAGUCUCUUUGUACAAAGAAAUUUCUCCCUGAGAGUCCAAACAUCUCUACGAACAUGGGAAUUUAUGAAAGACAUAAAGAAUACGACUCAGGGUUUGGACAAUGCCAGUGAUGCUAUCAGUGAAGCUGGCCAUGUGUGGGAAAACCUUGUUAAUUCAGUUGACAGCGAGGAAAUGGCUGAUGUACCAAAAAACAGGCUCAAAGCCAAAGAAACCAAGUGUCCGUACUAUCUUAAUAUGAUGAAUGCUACCAAAUUUGGUGACAGAGGUUAUACUAUACGCAUCCCAUGUGGACUGAUUUAUGGUUCUUCUAUCAGUGUCAUUGGAAUUCCCAAUGGCCUUCUGGGUGAUUUUCGAAUUGAUUUGAUUGGAGAACCUUUAGCUGAAGAGCCGACUCCACCACUAAUUCUACAUUACAAUGUUCGUCUCAAUGGUGAUAAGCUAACUGCAGAUCCUGUGAUUGUCCAGAACACGUGGACUGCUGCUGGUGGCUGGGGUGUAGAGGACAGGUGUCCUCGGGCUGUUCCUGGGAAAACUGAUAAAGAGGAUGGGAUGAACCAGUGUAACCUGAUGGUGGGUAGAAAUGAUAGCCUGAAGCUUGCAUCUGCUGGAAUAUCAUCAAAUUCAAUAUGGUCAUGGAGGGUGCAGAACAGAUUCAAAUCUAAAACGCAUUUUCCAUUCAAACAAGGAUAUCCUUCUGUCAUGACACUUAGGGCAGGAGAAGGGGGGCUACAGGCAAUAGUUGAUGGAAAGUAUGCAACUUCCUUUGGUUUCCGUGAAAGAUUUGAACCAUGGCUCAUCAAUGAAGUCCGGAUUUCUGGAGACUUUGAGCUGAUUUCUGCUUUAGCUACAGGAUUACCUACAUCUGAAGAUAUAGAUAACAUUAUUGACCUUGAAGUACUGAGAGCAGGUCCAUUGGCACUGCACUUCCCCUUGGACCUUUUUAUUGGUGUCUUUUCUACCGCCACCAAUUUCAAGCAUAGAAUGUCUAUCAGGAGAACAUGGAUGCAGUAUGAUGCAGUAAAGUCCGGAUCAGUUGCUGUCCGUUUUUUAGUAGGGCUACAUAAAAGCCAGAUGGUAAACAAGGAACUUUGGGAUGAGGUGCAUACCUAUGAAGACAUUCAAUUGAUGCCUUUCACUGACUAUUAUAAUCUCAUAACGUUGAAGACUUUGGCAACAUGCAUAUUUGGAAGUCAAGUUGUUUCUGCUAAAUAUGUCAUGAAAACUGAUGACGACUCUUUUGUUCGUGUGGACGAAGUAAUUGCAUCUCUGGAGAGACUAAAAGUGAGAGAAAGUUUGUUGUAUGGUCUCAUUGAUUCUGAUUCCAAGCCUCAAAGGAAUCAUAACAGCAAAUGGUAUAUCAGUCCUGAGGAGUGGCCUGAAGAAACCUACCCUCCUUGGGCGCAUGGUCCCGGGUACAUAGUGUCAGGAGACAUAGCAAAUACAAUUUACAAGAAACACAGAAAGGGAGAAUUAAAGAUGUUUAAACUGGAAGAUGUGGCAAUGGGGCUCUGGAUAGCAGAAAUGAGGAAGGAAGGUCUGGAGGUAAGUUUCAUAAACGAACCGAAGAUUUACAUAGAAGGAUGCAAAGAUAAAUAUAUUGUUGCUCACUACCAAAGUCCCCAACAAAUGCUGUGCCUCUGGAACAAGCUGCAACAAGGCAAAGGAGCCAUUUGUUGUGGAAAACUAUAGGCACAUUUGUACAUGUAUAUAGUUGGCCUUUUACAAUCUAGGUUUCCCUAAAGUUUUCAACCUGGGACCACACAAAAUAAAUGGCUACAAGUUUUAACCAUAGGCAAAAAUCCAGCCUGUCCAUAUAAUAACUAUGGUUUUGUAAUAUCAAUACACAUAACAAGCUUCUUGGCAUCAAAUUUUGAGUUGAAGACAAUUAGAAAUAUAUAUAUGAAUAGCCGGUAUAACAUUUCAGAUUUCAGCGCAGAAGUUCUAACGAAGAACUGUAAACAGGAACUAGUGACAGAUAGAAAUACAGAAACAGGUAAACAUCAUAGACUUAUUAAUAAGCAUCAACAUUACAUCGAUACACUGAUCCUACCACUGUAAAUGAUAACGAAAGUACAUAUGAACCUUAAUAAUAAUUUCAUAGACGAUGUCUUGACUAUUUAAUGACAACGUCAAGCAGUCAUGCAUCCAAUACCAGAUCGGCUAUUAGGAAACACAAGAAACAAACUGCUGCAAAUAAUUCCAACCAUCAACGGAAAACUCUCCAUCAUUUCAUGCAUAUCCUUCUCACGCCCUGGAAACACACAAUUAGUAACCCUAUAAUCCGAAAAGGCUAUAGCCACAAACACCAGGACAGAGAGAAAGGCAUGCACAAAGUCCGUAACCCCGGCCUUGUACCUGUCCUCUUUAGGCACUUCAACAUCCAAACCAGGCUUAAACACGGACAAACCAUUAGGCGUCACAAUACCAU
Molecule: messenger RNA, 3133 nt
Organism: Daucus carota subsp. sativus
Lineage: Eukaryota; Viridiplantae; Streptophyta; Magnoliopsida; Apiales; Apiaceae
Product: beta-1,3-galactosyltransferase GALT1
Exons: 8
Coding region: 445-2394 (649 amino acids)
Cellular component (GO): Golgi membrane
Molecular function (GO): carbohydrate binding; hexosyltransferase activity
Source: RefSeq, a predicted model, not a curated record